Messenger RNA from Laccaria bicolor S238N-H82, 546 nucleotides. RefSeq lists its product as uncharacterized. Gene Ontology annotation, cellular component: ESCRT II complex. Gene Ontology annotation, molecular function: protein homodimerization activity; structural molecule activity. The annotation marks the transcript as partial. The record is from RefSeq and is a predicted model, not a curated record. The transcript has 4 exons. Gene Ontology annotation, biological process: protein transport to vacuole involved in ubiquitin-dependent protein catabolic process via the multivesicular body sorting pathway. Lineage: Eukaryota; Fungi; Basidiomycota; Agaricomycetes; Agaricales; Hydnangiaceae.
GGCUUCUUAUUGCCUUCCAUACACUCGGCACCCCCAUUCUUUACCCAACAACCAAACCCCGCAACUCAAUCCAUCGCCACAGAACAAUGGAUACGCUUGAUCUUGACCUACGCUCGACAUAGGAAGCUUUUCGUACUUCGAGUUGAAGACACUGAAACCGUGGGUAGUGAUUGGGUCGAGAUCUUGCGGAAUGAACCAAUAAAUCGGAAAGUCUUGCCGUCGCAUCUGUCAAGCAUCUUGGAGGCUAUGGUGGCAAAGAACGUUGCUGCGUAUGACCCUCCGAAGCAAACACGAUCGGUCUUGCUGUAUUGGCGCUUGCCGGAGGAGUGGGCAGAUGUCCUUCACGAAUGGGCGACAUCAACAGGACAGCUGAACACGAUUUUGACCUUUUACGAUAUCACCGACCCGCCGGUCGAAUCACCGUUGUCGAACAUUCCAGUACCACUCCUCCGCAAAGCAAUUGCCAUACUCGUCAAAUCUGGACGUGCUCAGUUGAUUGGUGUGGCUGACGGCGAGGGUGUUCGCUUUUUCACUCCCUCCAAGUAA